GGGGGGUAACCAAAAUGAUGUCCUUUGUCUCUCUGCUCCUGGUAGGCAUCCUAUUCCACGCCACCCAGGCUGAACAAUUAACAAAAUGUGAGGUGUUCCAGAAGCUGAAGGACUUGAAGGACUACGGAGGUGUCAGUUUGCCUGAAUGGGUCUGUACUGCAUUUCAUACCAGUGGUUAUGACACACAAGCCAUAGUACAAAACAAUGACAGCACAGAAUAUGGACUCUUCCAGAUAAAUAAUAAAAUUUGGUGCAAAGACGACCAGAACCCUCACUCAAGGAACAUCUGUAACAUCUCCUGUGACAAGUUCCUGGAUGAUGAUCUUACUGAUGACAUUGUGUGUGCCAAGAAGAUUCUGGAUAAAGUAGGAAUUAACUACUGGUUGGCCCAUAAAGCACUCUGUUCUGAGAAGCUGGAUCAGUGGCUCUGUGAGAAGUUGUGAACACCUGCUGUCUUUGCUGCUUCUGUCCUCUUUCUGUUCCUGGAACUCCUCUGCCCCUUGGCUACCUCGUUUUGCUUCUUUGUACCCCCUUGAAGCUAACUCGUCUCUGAGCCCUGGGCCCUGUAGUGAUGAUGGACAUGUAAGGACUAAUCUCCAGGGAUGCGUGAAUGGUGCUCGGGACAUUUGACCCUUGCUCGGUGCCUCUGAUAGCACUUUUAAUGCAACAGUGCAUAUUCCACUUCUGUCCUGAAUAAAAGGCCUGAUUCUGA
Molecule: messenger RNA, 712 nt
Organism: Capra hircus (goat)
Lineage: Eukaryota; Metazoa; Chordata; Mammalia; Artiodactyla; Bovidae
Gene: LALBA
Product: lactalbumin alpha
Biological process (GO): lactose biosynthetic process
Molecular function (GO): calcium ion binding; lactose synthase activity
Source: RefSeq, marked provisional